Hylaeus anthracinus is the source of this 2384-nucleotide messenger RNA. RefSeq lists its product as uncharacterized. The transcript is spliced from 3 exons. Lineage: Eukaryota; Metazoa; Arthropoda; Insecta; Hymenoptera; Colletidae. The coding region runs from base 663 to 2384 and encodes 573 amino acids. The record is from RefSeq and is a predicted model, not a curated record.
GUUAUUAGUGACCACGUUAAUAUUUAUAAUUCAAUUACAAUUUGUUCAUUAUUCCAUAUUUAGUUAAUAAAUCGGAAAAUAAAUAAAUUUAAGAAAUUCGUUUCUAUUAUCGAGAAUCAUUUGCAUAUUAUUUAUAAGUUUGAACUGUACAAGUUUGUGUUGCAUUCCCUGACAUUCCUCAAUCAAAUGGUUAACUGUGAGAGGCUUGUCACAAAUGGUGCACGAUGGUGGCUGCGAUUUUGUUAUUUUAUAACAAUGAGUUAAAUUCGUGUGGCCAAUUCUCAAUCUUGUUAUUGCUACCUGCAGGCAAAAUGAAUUUGUACACCUAAUAAAAAGUGUAAAUAGAGGUGUCGUGUGGCAGCUAUCGCGUUAACGAGUAAACGAAAAGUGGCAGGGUGGGGAAAACACCCUUUUAUGUAAAGAGCAAAAGGGGAAAAGGGAGAAAUAGAGACGGAAAAUAAGCCCGAAUGCGGGUGCGCAACUGCAUGCGCCGCUGCAGCGACGCCGUAGUACCGCAACCCGCCGUCCACCGUCCGUCGACGUCUCGGCGCCACAGUCUCUCUCUCCGCGUGUACGGAGCCGGCUGAAGCAUCGUUUAGCUCUUUCCUUUCUUCUUUUUCUCCUAAACGUGUCCACCUACCGCUUCGGCACGCUUCUGUAAAAUGGUACUCGCGGACACGAAUCUGCCGAAUCUUCGUCACGAGCAGCAGCAACAGCAGCAGCAACAUAGGUAUCGUUACGAGGGCGGUCGACAAUUCUCCCAGGAACGCGACACUCGGCAAUGCAGAACCGCUCGAAACGGAAAUCCCGAGGAGAUAUCCGUGUUAAAUUUAGUGGACGGGGAGAGCUUGAGCUACAGCUUGGCUCUAAUACGCGGACGCGCGCCGGCACCGUGCAGCUUCAUCACCGUCCGCAACCAGAAGAACCAAACCUCCGAAUGGCCGAUCGUGGCUGGCGAGUUUCGCGCCGUGGUCGAGCUGUCCCGUGGUCCAAACAAAUUGGAACUGGAGGCGGCUGGUCAAAGGAAAAAGCUGCUCCUCGUUCACGAGCCCAGAACCACUCGACUGCGGGUAACCCCGGUCUACGUGAUCUGCGCAGGACACGACGGGUACUUCCAAGGUCCCCGAGGUGAGGAUCGUUCGCCUGAAAGCGCGGCGACCAGGAUAGGACUCGGUGCUCGUCUCCUCCAGGCCCUCACCGCUGAAAAAUUGAGGGAAGCUGGGUAUGGAAGGAAGACGUUUCAAUUGGAACGGGACUUGGACGGCGCGGAAUGCUUGGUAAUGCACAGCAUGCUCGACGUCGACAGAGCUCGAGCGAUGAAUCAACGGGAACUCUGGGAAUUGAUCGCCAGGGAGCUGAUGACCGGUCCUUUAGCGUCGAAGGACCGCAAGUACCUCGCGUUUCUUUCCUGCACGAGGUACCGCGGGGCGCCGAAUCCUCGCACUCACGAGAAUACUUUGGCGAGGACGCAAGGACACGCGGCACUCGGGGGCGGAGGACUGGCGUUGUUUGGCUCGGCUUGUCUCCACACAUGGCCCACUUGCAUGGCUCAAGUGCUGCCUAGAUUCCUCGACGCGACCGCCGUCGACACGGAACAGCUGAUGGACGACAGCAAUUACCGUGGCACGCACGGUGGUUGCCUGGCUACCACUCUGGGCUCGGUUCUCCACGAACUGGGUCACACAUUCGAUCUAGGCCACACUCGCGAGGGGAUAAUGGGUCGCGGAUUCGACUACGUCGACCGAGUGUUCGUGGGAGCCUCUGGGAUCGACUUUAAUCGCAACCCCGUUUUGAGAAGAGAUCCGCAGCACACGACGGUCGCGUUGAGCAGACCGCUCAGCGUGACGGUCACGGUGCAACAACCGUUCCCCAUGUUGAACAGCCCUCGAAGGAGUCGCCUACAUUCCGAAACGUCGCGACCCUCGCCUUCCCAAAGCCCUCCUCGAUUACUCGGAAGAGUAUCGGCCCCUGCCAGUCCGGAACUUAACAGGUCUUUCACUAAAAGUCUUCUGCAAUCCGCAGCCGAACAAACUGCCUCCAAUUCACAGACGGACCGAACGUUUUGGACGCCUUCUUGCGCGGCGUUCCUCGCUUAUCAUCGGUGGUUCAACAGCGAGAUGGACAACAUUCCCACUAGACAUUACCAUGACAUCGAAUACGAUGGGAAAAGGAACGUCGUCAGGUCACGUUUCGGAGUACGAGUGAUAGAACUCAGGGAAACAUCGGGUGGAAUGGUAGUAGGCUCCCGACAAUUUCCAGGAUCUCGACCACCUUUGGAAGCGAUAGUUCCACCAGCACCACCUCACUGUCUCACCGCAUUGACACUCGUCUCCGAAGAUUCAGCGGGCAACGUGCUCAAAUACCCUCUUCCGACGGCAUUCUGA